Crotalus tigris (Tiger rattlesnake) is the source of this 1672-nucleotide messenger RNA. RefSeq names its product tRNA methyltransferase 10A (gene TRMT10A). Gene Ontology annotation, biological process: tRNA N1-guanine methylation. Lineage: Eukaryota; Metazoa; Chordata; Lepidosauria; Squamata; Viperidae. The record is from RefSeq and is a predicted model, not a curated record. Gene Ontology annotation, molecular function: tRNA binding. The transcript has 8 exons. Gene Ontology annotation, cellular component: cytosol; nucleus; nucleoplasm. The coding region runs from base 147 to 1091 and encodes 314 amino acids.
CUGAGAUAUUGCGUCAUUAGUCCGCGUCGAGUGGUGCCACUGCGGUCUUGGGCGUCAGCGGCGCGUGCAGAGGGAAGGGCUAGGCCGGGUUGCUGGUCUUUCGGCGGUGGCCGUUGCUCCUGGUUCGUGCGCUGGGGUGCGAGCUCAUGUCUUCAGGAAUGCCACCAGAAAACUUUAAAACACCCAGUGGUACUGAUACAGAGGAGAAGGUGAAGUGCAAUGUUGAUAAGGUAGACAUUAAAGAAUUGCCACUGGAAAAGAUGGAGAAUAUUGAAACUAUGUCAAAAAGACAAAGAAAGAAGCUAAUAAAGCAGAAACAAUGGGAAGAACAAAGAGCCUUGCGCAAGCAAAAGCGUAAAGAAAAACGCUUGAAGAGAAAAACGGAGCGCCAAUCUCAGCUGGAAUCAAACAGUGAAGGAAAUGUCAGGAAACGUAUGCGUAGGGAUAUUGUUCCUAGUGCACUUCGGAUUAUAAUAGACUGCAGUUUUGACAAUUUAAUGGAGUUAAAGGAUGUCAAGAAACUUCACAAGCAAAUUCAGAGGUGUUAUGCAGAAAAUCGUAAAGCACUUCAUCCUGUUCAGUUUUACUUGACCAGUCAUGGAGGCCAGCUGAAGGACAACAUGAAUGAAACAGACAAGGGAUGGAUAAAUUGGAAGGAUAUUCAUAUUAAAUCAGCUCAUUAUAAUGAAUUGGUGAAAAAGGAAGAUCUUGUUUACCUUACCUCAGAUUCUCCAGAUGUCUUGAAUGAAUUAGAUGAAUCAAAAGCCUAUGUAAUUGGAGGCUUGGUUGAUCACAAUCAUCACAAGGGAAUUACAUACAAAAGAGCAAAAGAACAAGGUAUAAGCCAUGCACAGCUCCCCCUAGGAAACUUUGUGAAAAUGAACAGCAGGAAAGUUCUGGCAGUCAAUCAUGUAUUUGAAAUCAUCUUGGCAUAUCUGGAAAAGAAGAACUGGGAAGAAGCCUUUUUUACUAUCUUGCCACAGCGAAAAGGGGCCAAACUGCUGCACGGGGCAACCGAGGUGACCGUUGCCUCCCCAUGCAAGCAGCAAGAAUCAGAAAUUAUUCAAGAUGAAGUCUCUGAAAGCAGCUAAAUGUCAGUGAAAAUACUACUCAUGACACGAGAUAGAAAGCUUCCAACUUUGGAAUUUAUGGGAUGAUGCUAUACCUCAUCUCCUGGUUUCAAGCACCAGAUUUUUAUUACCAAAUUUAAGCUGCAUAUUUACUCAUAAAAUAUUUAAUAGCAUUUAAAUAUGCAAAAAAAACCUGUUGAAGGAGCUUAGAUUUUCAAGGAUGCCAAUAUUUAUUUUCCUUCUUAAUCUUUUAUUUAAUAUUUGCUGGAGACUAUUUGUUUUUUAUUCUGUACCUCACAAUAAAAUGUAAUUAUAAUGCAGUGAACAUUCACUUGAUUGAAAUUAUACUGAAACUCAUAUCAAGUGUAAUGUUUUCUUGUUUUUUUUUUUUCUUCAUGUUUGUAAUAUUUGAUUUAUUCUGAACUUCACAACAGAAUUUUAAUGAUAAUACAGUAAACAUUCAUUUGGCUGAAAUCUGUAUUGGAACUCCUGUUAAGUAUAAUGUUUUCUUGACUAUAAUUUUCUGUUUAUAAUAUUUGAGAUCUUUCUUUAGUAAAAGCAAGACAUGAUAAGAUGCAACUGCAACUAAAAUUGUAGAUUAA